UGCUCAGGGGCCAGUCACUGACUACCGAUGCUUGCUAACUACGAAGACGUAGAAUGCAAAUCGAGGUUCUUGAGUAUAAGAGAACCAGUUCCCAGCGCAAAAAGUAAAAGGCAUCAGCUUCGAUCUCGUCUACUUCAACACUCUCGCUUUCAGCAACCAAAAACACUUACUUUCGCUACUACUCUACUCGACUUUUCAGUCUCAAGUCUUUCGUUUGUGCAGAGCACUUACCUUCUUUACUAUCCAUAUCGAUCACAUAUCGUAUCCAUCCGAUACCAACUUUCAACUUACUUAAUCAAUCUCGAACCAACAAAUAAUCGUCAACAUGAAGUUCUACGCUGCUCAGGUUCUCGCUUUGGCCAGCAUCGCCAGCGCUCUUCCUCGCCCCAACUACGGCACUGGAUCUUACACUCAGCCAAGUGCUCCUCUCUCUACCGGUGUCUCUGGUCCUAGCUACGGAUCUGGUGGCGCUAGCUCAGGCCCCAGCUACGGCUCUGGCUCUGGCUCUUCUGGCUCUUCUGGCGACAAGACCCCCAGCUCUGGCAAGGGAGGCCUCAACCUUCCUGGUCUCGGCGGAGGUGCCGGUCUCCCCGGUCUCGGUGGCUCUGCAGGAGGAAAGGGAGGUCUUGGCGGCAUGCUCGGUGGCCUCACGGGUGCCGGCUCUGGCAAGCUCCCUGGUCUCUCCGGCGGCCUCGACAUCCCCGGCCUCAGCGGUUCAGGCGGUGCCAAGGGAGGACUUCCCGGUCUCAGCGGAGGUGCCGGUCUUCCCGGACUCGGUGGCUCUGGCAAGGGAGGUCUCAACCUUCCCGGUGUCGGCGGAGGUGCUGGUCUUCCCGGUCUCGGUGGCUCUGGCAAGGGAGGUCUAGGUGGCCUCGGUGGCCUCAUGGGCGGAAUCGGAGGUGGCGCUAACGGCGGAGCAUCUGGCGGUGCUCACGGAGGUGUUGGUGCCGGCGUAGGAGGUGGAGCAUCUGGCAACGCUGGUGCUGGCGUUGGCGGCUCAGUCGGCGGUGGUGCUCACGGAGGAGCUGGCGCCGGUGUCGGUGGUGGUGCUGGCGUCGGCGGCUCAGUCGGCGGUGGUGCUCACGGAGGAGCUGGUGCCGGUGUCGGUGGUGGUGCUGGUGUCGGUGGCUCAGUCGGUGGCGGUGCCAACGGUGGCGUCGGUGGUGGUGUCGGUGGUAACGCUGGUGCUGGUGUCGGUGGUGCUGUUGGUGGUGGUGCCAACGGAGGAGUAGGAGCUGGUGUCGGUGGCCAUGCUGGUGCCGGUGUCGGUGGCUCAGUCGGUGGCGGUGCCAACGGUGGCGUCGGUGCUGGUGUUGGCGGAAACGCUGGUGCUGGUGCUGGUGUUGGCGGCUCUGUCGGCGGUGGUGCUGGCGUUGGUGGCCACGCUGGAGCUGGUGCUGGUGUCGGUGGUGGUGCUGGUGUUGGUGGCUCCGUUGGUGGAGGCGCUGGUGUCGGUGGCCACGCUGGUGCUGGUGUUGGAGGCUCAGGCUCUGUCGGUGGUGGUGCUGGUGCCGGUGUUGGAGGCUCUGUCGGUGGCGGUGCCGGUGUAGGUGGCCACGCUGGAACUGGAGCUGGUGUUGGCGGCUCAGUUGGCGGCGGUGCUGGUGUCGGUGGCUCAGUUGGCGGUGGCGCUGGUGUUGGUGGCCACGCUGGUGCCGGUGUUGGAGGCUCAGGCUCUGUCAGCGGAGGUGCUGGAGCUGGUGUCGGCGGUCACGCUGGUGCCGGUGCUGGUGCCGGUGCUGGAGCUGGAGGAAACGCUGGUGCUGGUGCUGGAGCUGGUGCCGGCGCUGGAGGCAACGGAACCUACGAUGCUUAAACUGCUUCAGUUGAAGCAGCAUGGACGCUUUAUUAUUUGGACCCUGGAUUAGACGACUGUCAAGAUUCGAGAUACGACUUUUAAUUUAAUUUUUUCAAAAGACUCUUCGCUU
This is a messenger RNA of Alternaria alternata, 1928 nucleotides long. RefSeq lists its product as hypothetical. Lineage: Eukaryota; Fungi; Ascomycota; Dothideomycetes; Pleosporales; Pleosporaceae. The record is from RefSeq and is a predicted model, not a curated record. The coding region runs from base 326 to 1816 and encodes 496 amino acids. The transcript has a single exon.